CGCUGGAGUCGCGCAAUCAUCGAACUCAGUCCUCUGUCGUUACUGGUCAAGGUCGAAGCCAAGCGCGAGACAACGUCAAUAUGGAAUCGCUGUCCCAGGUUCUCCAGCCGUACAAGGAACUGGUGGGUAAUGUGGCCGGUGUCGUAACCGUGCUGCAGAUGUUCAGCGGAUGUUUCGUCUGCAACGAUAUCCGGAAGAAGGGCACCUCGGAUGGGUUCUCGCCGAUGCCAUUCAUCGGCGGUUGCAGUCUUACUGUACUCUUCCUAACGCAUGCUCUACUGAUGGGCGAUCCGGCAAUGAUCAAAGCCAAUGUCGUUGGAUUGGCGAUCAGUGCGACAUAUGCGGGGAUUUUUCUCUUGUUUACGCCAAAACGCAAUCGAAUCGGUUUUUGGCGGCAAGUUGCGAUGUGCGGCGUUUUGACGGCGAGUCUGCUUCUCUACGCCAAGCUCGAGGAUCCCACGCUGGUGGAGGAUCGAUUCGGGAUGAUAGUAACAGUUUUGCUGUUAUUGCUGAUCGCACAACCAUUAUUUGGUUUGCCGGAGAUUGUUCGGAAAAAGAGCACCGAAGGAUUGCCGUUUGCGAUGAUAUUCUCAGGUACAAUCGUUGGAUUCAUGUGGCUUCUGUACGGCAUUAUACUGAACAAUUCCUUUGUGAUUUUCCAAAAUUUGGCAGCGCUUGCACUGAGCGGAGUCCAAUUAGCGCUUUUUGUGAUAUAUCCCUCCAAGGAUUUGAAGAAGAAAGAACCAUAAAGUAUUAGAUAAUAAUAAUAUAUUCAAUUGAUUUUAUUUUUGAA
Molecule: messenger RNA, 793 nt
Organism: Toxorhynchites rutilus septentrionalis
Lineage: Eukaryota; Metazoa; Arthropoda; Insecta; Diptera; Culicidae
Product: sugar transporter SWEET1-like
Exons: 4
Coding region: 81-749 (222 amino acids)
Biological process (GO): carbohydrate transport
Cellular component (GO): membrane
Molecular function (GO): sugar transmembrane transporter activity
Source: RefSeq, a predicted model, not a curated record